Molecule: messenger RNA, 984 nt
Organism: Nelumbo nucifera (sacred lotus)
Lineage: Eukaryota; Viridiplantae; Streptophyta; Magnoliopsida; Proteales; Nelumbonaceae
Product: zinc finger A20 and AN1 domain-containing stress-associated protein 5-like
Biological process (GO): protein ubiquitination
Molecular function (GO): ubiquitin-protein transferase activity; DNA binding; zinc ion binding
Source: RefSeq, a predicted model, not a curated record
AAGGAGCCCUCCGCUCUCCCAUUUCUGCCCCAAAUUUCUUUCGUCGUUCAACCCAAAAGAACGAACGAACGAACGAACGAACGAACCCAUCACCACCACAGCCCCCUCUCACCCGCGCGAUUCUCUUUUUCCCUCUUCGAACGGACGCAGAUCGGAAUCGGAAAGAAGAGAAAUGGCUCAACGAGAGAAAGAAGAGACCGAAUUCAAGGUCCCCGAAACCCUAACCCUCUGCAUCAACAAUUGCGGGUUCCCCGGCAACCCUACCACCAACAACAUGUGCCAGAACUGCUUCAAGGCCUCCGCGGGAGUCCUCACUCCUCUCAAGUUCUCCGGCAAGGACAAGCCCAGAUCCAGCUCCGUCCGGUCUCCGGAGAGAUCGGAUCGUCCAGCGGAGCCGGAGAUUCUUAGGGAGGUAACCAAGCGUGACACGACGGCAGCUGCUGAGGUGACAAGCUCGGUCGUGAGGCGGGAGGUGAACCGGUGCUCGGGUUGUCGGAGGAAGGUGGGAUUGACCGGCUUCAGGUGCCGCUGCGGGGAUCUGUUCUGUUCGGAGCACAGGUAUUCAGACCGGCACGAGUGCAGUUACGAUUACAAGGCUGCGGGUCGGGAGGCGAUAUCGCGGGAAAAUCCGGUGGUUAAAGCUGCCAAGAUCGUUAAAAUCUGAGAAUAAUACACGGAGAAACGAAAUGACUGUGUUUCGUGAAGAUUAAAGAAAAGAGACGAUGUGGAGAGAUGGAUGCUCGAUCCGGUGAUCACUUUCUGAUGCCACUCUCGAUCGAUUAAUUGAGAGAGUGGGAGAGGGAUUUGUUAGAUUGUGAACAAAACUAUAAUGAAAUUCUCUCUGGUUUACCUUGUUCUUUUUAAUCAAAUUUUAUUUCUUCCCUCUUCUUUGUGUGAAAAUUUCUGGUGCUGUACUUUAAUUUUUUUUCUCUUUAUUUUUCUUAAUUUCUGGAAAUGAAAACGAAAUGGUAAAGCGUUGACAAA